Vollenhovia emeryi is the source of this 12486-nucleotide messenger RNA. RefSeq names its product kinesin-like protein KIF13B (gene Khc-73). Gene Ontology annotation, molecular function: ATP hydrolysis activity; microtubule binding; ATP binding. The transcript is spliced from 29 exons. Gene Ontology annotation, cellular component: kinesin complex; microtubule. Bases 243 to 6020 code for a protein of 1925 amino acids. NCBI's taxonomy places the organism in Eukaryota, Metazoa, Arthropoda, Insecta, Hymenoptera, Formicidae. Gene Ontology annotation, biological process: cytoskeleton-dependent intracellular transport; microtubule-based movement. The record is from RefSeq and is a predicted model, not a curated record.
GUUGUCUAGCGCCGACGACAGGCUCGAAGCAAUAUGGCGAAGUGUGUCACGGGAGGCUCGGUGUAGACGCAGUGUCGUUCCUAGGAUGACAGGUUCGCGGUAUGGGUUGAGAAUAAUGUAGCGGGGAAUAAUGUACGAAUCGUGCGAGAGUAGACGUAAUCACGUGCAGGUGUAAUCGCGCCGAACGGUUUAUCGUGAUAUCGUGUGAUAGCGAGUGCGCGCGUUACCGGUGUGCAAAAGUCAUGGCUACGGAUAAAAUAAAGGUUGCCGUACGGGUCCGGCCGUUUAAUCGCAGAGAGCUGGAACUCUGUACGCAAUGCGUCGUCGAGAUGACCGGCCAACAAACUAUCUUGCACCAUCCCACCACGAUGGACAAGAUCGAUCGGAACAAGCCCAAGACUUUCGCUUUCGAUCACUGCUUUUAUUCCCUGGAUCCUGGACUGGACGCUUUUGCGAGUCAAGAUGUCGUCUUCGACGCCCUGGGUCGUGACAUUUUGGACAAUGCGUUUCAGGGUUACAACGCCUGUAUAUUCGCAUACGGACAAACCGGCUCUGGCAAGUCUUACACGAUGAUGGGCAGUGGCGACAACAAAGGGAUAAUACCACGAUUGUGCGACAAUCUCUUUGACUUGAUAGCGAAGCAACAAAGUUCGGAGCUCACUUACAAAGUCGAAGUCUCGUACAUGGAGAUCUAUAAUGAAAAAGUGCACGAUCUUCUGGAUCCGAAGCCAAACAAGCAAUCGCUCAAGGUCCGAGAGCACAAUGUCUUGGGGCCCUACGUCGACGGGCUGAGUCAGCUGGCGGUUACUUCUUUCCAGGACAUUGACAACCUCAUGGCGGAGGGCAACAAAUCGCGAACGGUCGCAGCGACAAACAUGAACUCCGAGAGCUCUCGUUCGCACGCUGUAUUCUCGGUGAUUCUCACGCAGACUCUAACGGACUCGAAGAGCGGGGUCAGCGGGGAAAAGGUCUCGCGGAUGAGUUUGGUAGAUUUAGCUGGGAGCGAAAGGGCUGUGAAAACUGGAGCAGUGGGUGAUAGACUUAAAGAAGGAAGCAAUAUUAACAAGUCUUUAACGACGUUGGGUCUAGUCAUUUCAAAGUUGGCGGAUCAAAAUUCCGGCAGCAAUAAGAAAAAGGACAAUUUUGUGCCCUAUAGAGAUUCUGUUCUUACGUGGCUCUUGAAGGAUAAUCUUGGUGGCAAUAGCAAAACUGUCAUGGUAGCCACAAUAUCGCCAGCUGCCGACAAUUACGAAGAAACGCUCUCGACUCUACGGUAUGCCGACAGAGCAAAGAGGAUAGUCAAUCACGCUGUCGUUAACGAGGAUCCGAAUGCUAGAAUUAUUCGCGAACUCAGACAAGAGGUGGAAACCUUAAAGGAAAUGUUGUUACAUGCCACAGGAUCGAUUGUCGGCCAACAACGCACAGACAUCACGGAAAAAUUAUCUCAAUCGGAACGACUAAUGAAGGAAAUGUCACAGACGUGGGAAGAGAAAUUGGUGAAAACCGAGAGACUACAACACGAAAGGCAGCAGGCUUUGGAAAAAAUGGGAAUAAGCGUACAAGCGUCUGGUAUUCAAGUAGAGAAGAGCAAGUACUAUCUGGUUAAUUUGAACGAUGAUCCAAGCUUGAACGAACUAUUGGUUUAUUACCUCAAGGAAAGGACCCUCGUAGGUGGUCGUUCAGCCAAAAGGGAACAGGAUAUUCAAUUGCACGGCUUGGGUAUUCUACCGGAACACUGCGUUAUCACGAUAGAAGAAUCAGGCUUGUACAUGAUACCGUUAAAUGGUGCUCGAUGUUUCGUCAACGGUACACAAGUUGUAAACAAGACCCUGCUACAGCAUGGCGAUAGAAUCGUUUGGGGAAAUCAUCAUUUCUUCAGAGUCAACUGUCCAAGAAGUGCUACAGCAAUCAACAGCGAGCCGCAAACUCCUGCACAAAACAUUGACUACAACUUUGCCAGGGAAGAACUUAUGCUUAAUGAACUUUCCAACGAUCCGAUUCAGAGAGCUAUAGCGAGACUGGAGAAGCAGCACGAGGAAGAUAAGCAGGUUGCACUCGAGAAGCAGAGACAAGAGUACGAACGACAGUUUCAACAAUUGCGUAAUAUACUAUCUCCCUCUACACCAUAUUCGCCUUACGUACCUUACGAUCCUCUGAGAGGUAGCCAAAGUGGAAAGCUUCCGGCUUGCACACCAACGACGCAAAUGCGCGUUGAAAAGUGGGCCCAAGAACGAGAUGAGAUGUUUAAACGCAGUUUGGGUCAAUUGAAGACGGAUAUCCUAAAAGCUAAUGCAUUGGUACAAGAGGCUAAUGUACUAGCCGAGGAGAUGGGCAAACAAACCAAGUUUAGCGUCACCCUGCAAAUUCCUCCGAAUAAUCUAAGCCCGAAUAGGAAGAGUGUAUUCUUUCAGCGGGGCGCGUUUGUCAGUGAGCCCGCAAUUUUAGUGAAGAGGACGAAUAUGGGAAGUCAAGUUUGGUCCAUGGAAAAGCUAGAAAAUAAAUUAGUCGAUAUGCGAGACAUGUACGAGGAAAGAAAAGAUCCUCACAACUGUCAACGAUUACCUGCAAUUAAGGACGAAGUACCAGGGAAAACACAAGAUCCGUUUUACGAAUCCCAAGAAAAUCACAAUCUUAUCGGAGUUGCAAAUAUUUUCUUAGAAGUGUUAUUCCACGAUGUACGGUUAGAUUAUCAUACCCCGAUUAUUAGUCAGCAAGGAGAAGUCGCUGGUCGACUGCAGGUUGAAAUAAGUCGCAUAUCCGGGCAAUUUCCUCAAGAUCGGAUUUGCGAGGCUGCUUCGGAGUCUUCCGCGGACUCGACGUCCUCCGAAGCUGAAGAUUAUUCCGGAGGAUCUAGCCACAUCACCUGUCGUGUAACGAUAAAGCAAGCCACCGGAUUACCACUCUCGUUAAGUCAUUUUGUCUUUUGUCAAUACAUGUUUUGGAAUCAUCCAGAACCGAUAGUGGUUCCGCCUAUGGUAAAUGCCGAGUUACCCAACUCGAAUUGCACCGCUGGACAGAGGGAUUCCUUGACGUUCAAGUUUGAUGAUACAAGGGAUUUCGCCGUAGCCAUUACGGAGGAAUUUAUGGAACACGCCGCUGAAGGGGCAUUGAGUAUAGAAGUAUGGGGCCAUCGUAGCGCAGGCUUUUCACGUAGUAAACCUGGAUGGGAAGUGGAACAGCAACAAUUGGCGAAAGCUAGAUCGCUCGCUGACCGUUGGUCCGAAUUAACGCGAAAAAUUGAACUAUGGGUGGAGAUACAAGAGCUCAACGAGCAGGGGGAAUACUCAUCUGUUGAAGUUGCAGUGAAGCAAGACACAUGUACAGGUGGUAUUUAUCAACUCCGGCAAGGCCAACAACGUCGCAUACAGGUUCGAGUGAAACCAGUACAAAAUUCUGGAACUUUACCGAUCAUCUGCCAAUCGAUAUUAAACAUAGCCGUUGGGAGCGUAUCGGUACGUAACCGAUUGCAAAUUCCGUUAGAUAGCUACCAAGACGAGGACUUGAGUAUAUUGAGAGACAAAUGGAGUGAUGCUCUAAUGAGAAGACGACAGUACCUUGAUCAACAAAUUCAGAAACUCAUCAAUAAACAAGACAAAACGGAACAAGACAUGGAGCGAGAACAAAGUCUCGUGGAUCAGUGGGUCAGUCUUACGGAGGAACGGAACGCCGUUCUGGUUCCCGCGGCGGGUUCAGGUAUUCCUGGUGCUCCUGCCGACUGGACUCCUCCUGCGGGGAUGGAGCCGCAUAUUCCCGUACUAUUCCUUGAUCUCAAUGCCGAUGAUCUCUCAACGCAUCAGUCGGGAGAAGAAGUAUCGGUGACAGGAUUAAAUUCAAUCCUACCUAAGGAACAUGGAAACAAAUUUUAUAAUCUGCCUAUAAUUCGACAUUUAGAAAAAGACGUAUGUGCCAUUGCCGCGUGGGAUUCUAGUAUACACGAUAACGUGCAUCUGAACAGAGUGACCGAUGCCAACGAAAGAGUCUUUCUAAUUUUGAAGACCACCGUUCGCCUGUCGCAUCCAGCACCAAUGGACCUUGUGCUGCGUAAAAGAUUAGCUUUAAACAUAUACAAGAGGCAAAGCAUUACAGAUAGAUUUUUCAAGAGAAUCAUUCGAACUGACUGCUUGGCGCAAACCGGCGUCACUUACGAAGUAGUUUCCAACAUACCAAAGGCGAGCGAAGAGCUGGAAGAUCGCGAGAGCUUGGCGCAGAUUGCUGCUAGCGGGGAAGAUAAUAGUUUAUGCGACGGAGAGACUUACAUAGAAAAAUAUACUCGCGGUGUGUCCGCCGUCGAAAGUAUAUUAACAUUGGACCGAUUACGACAGAGCGUUGCUAUAAAAGAAUUGUUACAAGCGCAGGGACAACCAUUAAUGCGCAAGACUGCGAGUGUUCCGAACUUCUCUCAGAUUAUGAGAUUCGAUAUGUCAAUGGAUUCGCUGAGUGUUACUCGUUCGGAGAGUGUGACAGAUCUCAAUAUGGAAAAUGGUCUUCCUCAUCCGCGACGUGCAUCUAUAGGUCACACAAGAAAUGACGAAAACUUUAUAUCUGCACCGCCAAAGCCAUUUGGAAUCGGCUCCAUUCUGAACUCAGCGAGACCAACUUUCCUGAAUCUCAACCUGAAUCUCAACUCAUUGACACGUCUUCAACAAUCUACCUCUGCCAAGUCGUCUCCAAACAUGGUCAGCAGUAAAUUGGGUCCUCGUAUGACUACAUUACACGAGGAAACAUUAAACGUGGGAAAUCAAGCGUCUACUCCUAUCAAUGACGAUGAUGAGGAGAAGAGCGACGCUGAUUAUUCUGAGUAUGAGGCAUAUCAGGCUCCACCGAAACCGGUAAAGCCGCUAACUUCCUCACGCACGUUGGAUUCUCUGGUCGAACUACAGUCGACCAAGAUCAAUACGCCAAGUAUGAGUAGCAGCGGGUACGGUUCUCAGGCUGUUUCGACGACAAAUCUGACAUCGGAAGAUUCUAUUUCUAUCAAAUCCAUCAGUGUGGAUGAGACUCCAGAUCUCGAAUAUCGUAAUGUUCUUGAUAGCAAGAAACCCGAGAAAAUGGACAGUUCCCUCGUGGAGGAAACGCCGGAGGAGUAUUUGAGCGAAGUAAACUCCGCAUUGGACAACUUGAACAUUUCGCAAAGCACUUGCACAGAGGAACACACUAGGAAAAAUCUGGAAGAAAUGGGAACAUACGUGGAUACCGAUGUCGAAAGUCCAGUCUCUUCUACAAAGAGUGAAAGCGAAACUAACAGCAACAUGUUUCACGUCGAGACUCAAAGGAAAAACGAGAUGGAGAUCAGCCAGACGUCCAAUUCGGGAGACGAUAGUCCCAUGGAGGGGACUUCGAUCGUACACACCAAACUGCCACCUGGCAAGGUCGUGAGAAGAAGAAAGACUUCUAACGGUACAGGAAGGCCUACCAGUUCGCAGCACAGAGCUUCGUUUCCUAUGGUCCGUCCACAACUUUCUGAGAGCAAGGCUGCAGUACACUUGGAGCAAACGUUACAACCUAACAUGCCGUAUGAAAAUGGCGACAAUAGCUCUUCGGAGAGAAUCGAUGCGGAUGACGUUAGUGAUAAAAGUUCAGCGUUUGGUUCGAGGCACGACUUAACUCGUGUGGAAGCUCCUUUACUAGACUGGAUCGUUGUUGGUGAAUCAGUUUUGGUGCGUCCUUAUAGUUAUUCCGGAGUUAUAGCAUACGUCGGCCCCACAGAAUUUGCACCGGGAACCUGGAUAGGAGUUGAACUUGAUGCUCCGACUGGCAAGAACGAUGGUGCUGUCAAUGGCCAUAGGUAUUUCACAUGCCGAUCCAAAUGUGGUAUAUUUGUUAAAAUGGAUAAGUUAAUUCAAGACAGACGAGGAAGAGCACUUAGAAGCUACACCAAGCAAGAAUCCACGCCAGCACCAUCCACAUCAAUGCGCAGGAGUAUUAGCAAAGGCGAAGGGUUACAUUCCUUGCACCGAAGUCGCAGUCGAGGGGAAGGCCUCUCUACAACAGGUACACGUUCUUUUCCACGCGGCAAGUAAACGGAUCACACACUGCUUCACCAUUACUUCGUGUUAAUAAGAGCCACAACAUAAAUAUCCUAAACAUGCUACAUGCCUAUAUGAUAUAUGUAGCGGCAAUGUUUCAGUCCUUUAGACAUUAGGGCAGCUAUCGAUUAUUGAAAUUACCAUAAAGUAAUCUUUGAAAUAUUAAGUCAUUAAUGUGUACUACGCACGAAGCAUGGGAUAUUUUCGACUUGUCAUAUCCUAUGAGAAGCGUACAUCCACUUGGCUACUUGGCUAGGGGGUAGAAAAGUAGGAGGGUAUGGGGAGGGGGAGGGGGAGUAGCAUAAUUGACCCGUGCAUAAUACAUGUCGCCAUGUAUCGAAAGUCAGUGUUGCGACGCUUAUUGACUUACGAGCAUUCCACAAGUUUAUUUUAACGACCACGUCAAAUUACGAACCAUUGUGUUUUACGAGGAAGGCACAAUAUACUUUACGAUUUAAUUGUACAUUCUAAACUAAUCAAAAGUCAGCAGGACAUCUUUCCUUUUACUCUCGACUUACGUCAGUCUGAAAAUACACGAUAACUGCAAUUUGAUGUACAUAUUUCACGUAAUGGUAUUUUGUAUUUAUAAAAUCGGUCCGUGUCGACACGAUAGACGCGACAUGCCGAUAAUAAUAAUAUACCGAAUUUAAUCUUGGCGUUUUUACAAAUCAUUGGACGAAACACUUUCCAAAAUUACCACAUGGUAAUUUAUAGGCCCGGAAACGUGCCCAAUGAAAGGAGAAAUGUCGACAAACAUUUUGCAUACAUAUUAUAUUUUACCGCGUUAUGCAGAUUAUUUAAAGAUUUUAUAUAUAUACAAUUGUUUCAUAUAUUGUAUUUUUUUAGCGCGAUUUGUUAAGUUCCUUUUUAUUGUAAUAUACAUCUCUUGUCACCGUUAUCCCAUCACGUGAACAUGACACGCCUUAAUUUAUAAUAUAGUAUACUGCAUUCUAGCUGCGUAUUGCAUUUUUGGGGAUUGCAAAGUGGUUCUUAAUAUUAAUUGUUUUAAGGGACAAAUUGCAAGUCCAAAGAUACAAUGUUCGAUAGAGUUGCAAUAUUAAGUUGGUUAGGUAGCCUUAGGUAGUAGAAACUAAAUAGACGAGCUUGUUCCAUCGUAUCAGUUGCGUAAAGCUACGUUCAUCUAGCUCUUACAUAGAUACAUACUUGGGUUGCCCACGUUGUAUAUCGCUUUAUUCACGCACAGCAUGGAUGUUAUAAAGCGGACAAUUAACAUUUCGUAUUCCGUAACGUGAUUUAACGCUUACGUUAACGAAUAUAUGUCUUUCACUUGGGGGUAUUAACACUUGCUUCAUUUCAAAUGCCAUUACAUACAUACGUAAUCACAAUCUUGCGUGAAAUCAAACGGCGAAAAACUACUAUAUUUUUCUCUUACUUGACGAGAUAUAUAGAUUGUGUCGUAAAGGAAUACGAAAAAGACAAAAAGUAAGCAAUUAACAUUUAAGAUAACUCGUACAUUCGCCCAAAUUGUGAAAACAGCUCCUGUCCAAUUAGAACAAUACUUAUAUUAUCAAUAAUGAGUAUAUUACUGUAUGUGUAAUAUUUAUGGAAUAUAAUAAUAAUAAUUAUAAUAAUAAUUAUAAUAAUUAUAAUAAUCGCUGCGGCGCAACGUUUCCUUAUCGUAGUAGACAAUCUCUCUCCGGUUUUAUGUACGUAAAUAACAAUUACCUCUGCGAGAAGGAAACCUUGCAACCAGCGGCAUCUGUCCAUUUUUAGUAAUCGAGAGAUUGUUGAGGAAGAAACAGAAAUUAAAGAGUCCACGUGUCACAGUGAUACUACACGCCUGCCCGGCAUAACGUUAAUAAAUUCUGCAAGUAUUGAUCAUUACCGCGCGUCUUCGGUUCUCGAUAUAAUCGACACUUGCAUUUCUCUUUCGAUGCAUUCAAACUCGUAUAUUAUCCGUAAAGCAAGAUUUACUCUUGCUCUCUCUACUUUACGAACGCUGACAGUGUUGGAUACACAGGGGGAGAGUGACUUGAAAAACUUGACGAAAUCAUACACGACUUUCGUUGUGUACCUCGAGAAAAUUACCGAUUCUUGAAUAGUGUUUCUCUGAAUUCCUUGUAACUUGUAAAUCAUUGUAUCCAGAGUAAUACUAUUCUUUUCUGCAACACAAACACGCAGAGAGACAACACGGAAGAAAAUGUAAAUUAAACAGACAUUGAGAGAGAGAGAGAGCAUGGACGAUAGUCUCGAAACAAGAAUUUUUUUCAAUGUGUGGUCGAUGUUUAUUAUUAUUUAAAUUGUUAUUUCCUCGUGUUGUUCGAGAAACUGCAGCGGAGCAGAGAGAGAGAGAGAGCUUACGCAGCCUAUUCCAUCCCGCAAUAAGACAAUGUCCAUUUUUACCGCGUUGCAAUUGUCUAAAGAUAAUCGUUCACGCUAUACUUUGUACCCUAAAUGAUUCUAGAAUAUAUUUUCGACCAAUCGGUUUUACGAGUGUCUCUAGAAGAUUUCCGAGUUUAACAUUAUCCGCGAUCGCUGCGAAUGACACGAUCCACGUUCCAAAGGGUCGCGGACGGGAGGGUCCAUCAUUUAAACCGAGUCUCCUAACUAUGGCUGUGAAACCGAUAUUUUGCUGUUCACGCUGCUCCCUCGUUUUCAUCCUCGUGUCCAAGUGUCCACGAGCAUCGAAUAUUAUCGAAUGUAUAUCGCGGCCCCGUUAAGAAAAAUACCAAGUAUCGAGUACCGAAACUGCGAAACCAAAACGUUUCUCAAACGUUUCAUCGCUGAUUAAGUAAAACCUGUUAAUCUAAAUCUGCUCGUCGACGCGAUCGUCGACGGCGGAAACGCGCCUUUAACGAAGGGUUCAGCUCGAGCAGUUUAUUUUCGAUCGCGCUUUUCCGUGACACGCGAGCAAAAAGUAUAUAAAGCACAAAGAACAAAUACAGGGAUCGCAUCGAGACAAGACGAUCGAGGAGCAUUUUUACAACAAAAGGAUUAAUAUGACAACUUUAGUAAUGUAAUUUUAUCUCGUUUCUUUUGUCAGUUUUUCAGUUCAAGAAAGAAACUUUCUCUCACACCAGUCUCGUAACAUUUUUUGUCCAAUAACAUUAAUAACUGCUCGCGCUUAUUUGAUCGGGCUUAUUCGAUCAAGCGCGACUACGCUUUCCCAUAAAAUUCUCUGUCUAGCUUUGUCGCUGGAGCGAUCCGUUCCUCGAAAGUAUCUUGUCGACCGCGUUUCCGCGUUUGUUAGCGGCCACGCUUCAUAAUCGUCAAUUAAACGAAAAAGUGCGAGAGUACGUAUAAUAUUGAAUUCGGAACUCUUCUAAACCAUCGUCGCGGUGAGACCGUUCGAACGGUCUCGCGCUAAUGUAAAACCUACACGUGUAUAUGUACAACGUAAGCCUCAAGAUUGGUGGUUAUAUUUUAAUGUAAUGUAUAAAAAGGGGAAAGAGCAAAAGAAAAAAAAAAGAGAGGAAAAUAACAGAUAAAGUAUGCGUGCGGAGAUAUAAAGUGACAAAACCCUCGUAUUCGUCCUCGUACGUUUAUCAUACUGACACAAUACUGUAAGAAUACAAUAAUGUAAGGAAAAUUAGCAAGGUGAGCACGUGCUUUGUCUCUCCUCCUCAUUUAUUCUAGCCGCGUUAAGUAGAUACUGUAUUUAUCACGCGACGACACUGUACACACGGUUAGGUUCACGACAGCUUUCACGCGUUUAACUUGAUGUGAUUAAAUAGGAAUGUCAACGACGGCUGUUCAUCUGUUGAAAACCUAAGCCGUUCACUCUCGCUAGAAACAUUGGUAUCCGUUUGAUCCAUCCCGACUUAAAUAGGCAAGUUUUGUUUUCUCUUCCCUGAGUCUCCUUUGUUUUAUCUUUGUAUUAUAUUAUAUUUCGAGAAGCUUGACGAGAGGAAUCAGCCUUGUACGGUGUGAAUCAAACGGACACACUCUAAACCUGCGAAUCCUCGAAUCGAUCCUGUUUCCGUCUACUUCGCCAAACAUAUGUAUCGCGACACAGGAGAAGCGGGAGAAGCGGGAGAAACGGGAGAAAAAGAUUUGGCACAAGAGCGAUGCGAAAUCAUCGGCAGCGAAAGGUGCGACGUAGAUAGUUUCAGUCGAUCGGCGAUUCGGUCGAUGCUAGUAAAGCUGUAAGUGUAAAGCUUCUACCGGAGAUAACGAAAUGAUACAGUCGAUACUAGAUAAUAAGAGUUUCGGAAAUUCUCUGUAGAUCGAUAGGAUGCGCCGUGUCGUUUGAUCUGGUUGUAGAUAACCGGAAAUAGGAAAGCCUAUUUUUGCAUCGUGUGAUUAAAGACAAAAAAAAGGUAUCUAGCCGGUUUGUAUUCACCGAAUAUAUACAUUUGGAUGGGGUGUUGUAUAAAGCCCCAAACUAUACAAAAAUAACUUGUAGAAUGUUGACUGUCAAUGAUUCGUAUAACAGUGACUCAUAUAACUCAUUAAUAAGUAUGCUUAUUACCUACAUAUUUGUUGAUAUAUUUCUUGACAGGCUCUCACGCAGCCUGCCAAGAAUCCCGCGUAACUUGUCUCAUUUUGUACCCUGUUAUUAUUUGAAUAAGGAUCUCUUACAAUUUACAUUGCGUAACGUACAAAUUAGAGCUGCUCUAAAACACCUGAAAUGAUGAAAUUAGUCAGUUGUGUUGUACAAUACGAGAAGCGAUUUAACCGGAAUAUCUGGCAGGUAUUUACGAUGUAACGGAAUGAUCGUCCUCGAGUAUCACAGUUGUAUAAUUGUUAAGGUAGCUACUUGUACUCUCUCGUACACUUGAUCGACAUGAAAAGCGGUACGCACGGGAAAACGCGAGAGGAAUCCUCGUAAAAUUUCUAAAUGUACCUCGGAUGAAAGGGUCCUUUCAAAAUUGUACAGCUGCACGAGCGAGCAGCUGUGCGGAGAAUCGAACAGGUUCACGCGUGUCAACACGAGUACGUGACGUUUAUUUCUAUUCCGACAUUACGCCUAGCGAUAUAUUGUCGCGAUUCAGCACGAAAUUUCAAUAUUUAGCGAUUCAACUAGCAAGUACUUGAGUGUGCACUUGGUGUUUACUUCUCUGAAUAUUUCUGCUACAGAAAUUGAUAUCCUUAUUAAUUUUCCCUCGUGUUCUCGUACGAUUUUCUGCCAAAGUAUGAAGCGCGGUGCGUGACUCAAGUGUAAAUGAUAUAUUUUCACGAGAUGACAACAUUUCUUUCGUCUCACGCAAUGAAAUGAAUAAACAUUGACAAUUUACAUACGACGACGUGAAUCUGAGAGAGAGCUAAGUUUCGUAGGCUCGGAUUAAGGUGUACGACUAGCUCGUUUCGAGACAUUUCCUCCAAAAAAUAUUGCCAUUUGGUUAGAGGCGCGCGUUUAGCAGGAUUAAACGAAAGAUAUAUCAUCCUUGCGUGUCACACUAGGGGCGUAGAUAUGCACAUCCAGUCACACGCGUACGCACUAGGGGCAUGCCUGCUUUAGCGGCACUCGAAAGAAAGAAAAUCUAACUAGCGAGUAUAUUCCAUGUAAUUUUUCUUCUAAUUCAAAUGAAUGCUAUUCAUCUUCUUUUGUAGCUGCAGUAAGCGUUGCUACUCGAGCGAUUACCAUUGCCGCGCAUCCUUUGCCGCGAAAGCAAGAAUGUACUUUUCGAUCUCGUAGGCCAGGAGCUAAUUAUUAUUAACGAAGAAUAGAACUGUGUCAAGUCAAAUCAAGGGAUGAUUAUUGUGUAAUAGUAUUAUUUUAUAAGCAGUCAAUAAUAUUAAUAUCUCCAUUGAAGUAAGCUAAACACCGUAUCACCUCUUUUUCCGAAAUCCUCCCGUUUGUCGAAAAAAAGUCGUAUAUUUAUUUCGUAAGCUCGUUUACCUCUCUUGUUAAAUACCGCGAUACAUGCAUAUAGAAGCUGAGAUACAAGUAUCACUUAAACAAUAAGGUGUGUACAUUUUAAUUUUUAUGAAUAUAAUAAAAAUAUUAUUUAAUGUUCUAAAUGUGUGCGUCAUCGAUCGGAUUUUACUUGCUGGAAUUGCUUGCGAUUCCGCAAACUUGUGUUCCGCUCAUAAUUACAACAAUUUCCUUCUAAUAUCUUCAUUUUUGCAUUUAUUAUAUGUAUAUUUUGUCAUCUUUCAUCAGAAAGAAUACUAUCUAUCGAGAGUAAGUUACGAUAUUUUUUCGUCACGUCCAUUUAUUAUUCACCAAUUAUUUCAAGGAGAAAUUCUAUCUAUUUACCUUUCAGAGCAAAGUGUGAUAUUCGCAUUAACAAGUAAGUUAUACACAUAAGAACAAAGUUUGUUAAACGCCAAGUUGUCGAUUAAUUGAUUAUUUGCACCAUUUAAUUUUAGUUAAAAAUAUGUACGUUCGUACAAAUUUGUUUAAUUAUUAUCAUCAUCAUCAUCAUCAUCGUCGUCGUCGUCGUUAUUAUUAUUGUUGUUGCUGUUAUUGUUUAUCAUUAUUACAUGUUCUACAUUUUGCGCUUCGUUUUAUGUACGUUUCGAUAUGUGUGAUAAUAAAUAACUUUCAGGAAGC